AUGGAGAAGAAGAAGAAAAAAAAAAACUUCUCCUUCCAAGGGUACUUCAAAAAGUCGGCGCCGUCCACCAGCAAGGAGGAGAAGGGCAACCAGGAUGACGACGUGGGUGGCGACCACAUGAUUGAGAGGGACGAUUCGGAGGGGGAGUUCAGCAUCCAUGUAAGGACGCAGUUUUGCAAAAAGCCCCUGGGGUUAGUGGCUUAUUACCGCUGCACAGAGGGGAAGCACGCCACUUUGGGGGAUUCCUCCGGGUGCCACCGGGCGGCGUCCAUCCGCAACUACCGGGAGCAGGGUGCAGACUCCCCGUGGAUGUUCAAGCUGAAGAACAAGCAGCUGGUCGAGCUGGAAAACGAGAGGGGAGAAAGGGCCAAGGCGAACUUCUGCCUGAGGCUGAGCGGGAAAUCCAAAUGCUACGUGCGGGUGGAGCCGGACCACUGCCUGGAGCUCCUGGGGGGAAACUACUGCACCGAUGAGAGGGCCAUAAAGAUAAAAAACGAAAUUGCCAAAAGGUUAGGGGGCCAAAACGGUGGAAAGGACGGCGGUGAAAGCGAAAACGCUGAAGGGUUUACGUUCGAGAUGUGGAUAGGCAUCAAAGAAGAUAAGUUCGCCUUCGAGGAGGAGAGGAAAAAAAAGCAGAAAAAAAAAGGAGAGAGGAAAAAAAAAAGGAAAAAGAAAUACAUCUGCUUGAUGCAGAAGGGGAAGGAGGAAACGUACCAGUGGAGCGUUCUCCUAGUGAUAGACACCGAUGAGUGUCAUUUCCUAAUCGACUUUAAGAAUGAGAAGUUCCAAUUCGACUCCUUUCCACUGGAGCAUUUAAAAACAAAAAAAAUUGAUGGCUACUACUGGAGCCAUGUAUCAAUUACCUUCAACCUAACCAUAGAUCUCAUUUAUAUAAUUCUAACAGGAGAGGGUAGCUACUUCAUGCAGACGUGUAAAAAUUUGUAUGCCAUAUUUUACAGUAGCGUUUUUUACCCCACCAAUUUCUUCACCGAUAGUGCGAUGGCCUUGCCUCUUUACCUGGGGGCGAAGCCACACACUCUGUUUGAUGACUCAGAUGGGAGUGAUGCCAUGGAGGGAGAGGACAACCCGCUCGCAAAAGAGAUGAAUAAGGAGAAGAGGAGGUCAUCCAAGGUUGGUAGAAGCCACAAAGGGAGCAGCGAUUUUGUGUCCUUCCUCGUCACCGAAAUAAGGCUCUUUGCGUUGAGUAGGUCGGCCGAUUUGGUGGUUAAAGAGAGCAAAGCUGUGUUGGACUGCGCCUGGCUGGAGGGGCCCCCAAACGGGGGAGACCCAAACAGCAUGAGGAAGCACUCGAGGGGGGGCAAGCUGAGCAGCGACGAGGGGGAUGACAUCAAGAACAGGUGCAGCGAGCUGAACAACGAGCUUGAGAUGAUGAAGGAGAGGUUCCACAGGUUUAGCGGCGAGGUGAACGGGGGGAGCGCCGCCGCCCCCCCCGCGCAGGAGGACUUCUUCAAAUUCGACUCGGAGGAGGAGCAGGACGAUUCCGUGAAGGACGCCUUCUUCUCCAAACCCGGAAGGAAGGCCAGCCCCUACGGCAGCGCCCCCCCCAGUGAAGACUUCUUCGGAAAGGGGAGGAGCGACGUAAAGAGGGAAAAGGCAGACCAGCCCCCUGUGAAGAAGUCCCAUGUGAAGAAGCAUUCCCAUGCGGAGAAGUCCCAUUGGGAGAGGCCCCCCCAACUGAACGCAAAGAGGAAAGACGAGUCCGCGUUUUACUUUAACUUCUCGGAUGAAGGCGGGGAGGCCAGCCAGGAGGACCACGCGGGAGCGGCGAAGAAGCCAUCAUGGGAAGGAGAAGCGCAGAAGCCGUCAUGGGAAGAAGGCCACGCGGAGAGGUCUCCCUACGAAGCAGACGACGCGGGGAAACUCCCCCUUUCGGUCGAUCGGAAACAUUCCUCGGAGGGAGAGAAAAGCCCCAUGAAAAAGUACCUUAGCAAAAUCGUGGAGGGAGCAAAAGAAGACGACCCAGAUGCAGCUAGCGAUCUCAACCGAGCAGAUGUGAACCUGCUGCUCAACGAACUGAAGGAGAAGUUCGAAAGCGAAUUUGUAAAUAUCAUGAUAGACAGACUGGGGAGCAAGUUUCAUCUGAAGAGAAAGGACAAGCAAAAAAUAGUCUCUACUUUGAGGUCAAGUGGAAUGGGGGAGAAGGACCACGCCGAGGCAGGUGACAUCCGGGAGAGGUACCUCUCCUUAGUAAAGACAAAAGAGGAGAGGCAAAAAAGCAAAAUGCAUGAGGAGAUAAAGGAGGAGUUGAAGAAGGUCAAGGAGAAAUCCACUGCGGAGAGGAACCUAAGCAGCUACAUCAAGGACAACCAGUUGCUCAAUGAGCACUAUAUAAAGAAAUACAGCUGCGCUGGAGAGGAGGUAAGCGACCAGGAGAGUGAAGAGGGCCCUCCUCAGGGUGCUUGGCCGUACGGAGGGGAGCUGCCUGGCGCGGAUGAACAGGAGGGGGCACCGCUCAGUGACUGCAGCUCGGUUAGGCAAAGCUCGCGCUCCUCGGACGGGAGUCACUCCAUCGUCAAUUUGCAGUACCAGGAUGGAAGCAACAUCUUCGCAGGGGGGGGCAACCUCGGAAGUGGCGAGGAGCUGCCCGCGCAGAUGGACCCAAGCAGGGAUGCCUUCUCCCGCGCAGGGGAGCGCGCCGAGCACGAGGAGAAGAAGUCAGACGUUAGCGAUUUUACCUUUAUGAAGAGGAGCAGCAGCGGGCGCAAGGGGCGUAGCGGUCAUGGCUCUCCUGACGAUCGCAAGUGGCGUAGCGGUCGUGAGGGGCGCCGAAGUGGUGACGGGCGCGAUGGUGGGCCCACCCUCCAGGGGGACGACCGCCCCUCCCCGGAAAGCGCCCUCCGAGUGCUCCCGUCGAACGAGACCGACCUGCUGCCCGAGGAGGGGCACCACCGAAAGAGCGUCUCGGCCCUCCUCCCGAGCGAAGAGCAACCAAAUCGUAGAGAUAGACACAACCAAAUAAACGAAGCAAUCAAAACGGGGAAACUUUAUUACCAUUUCAUAUGCCCCCUGACCCCCUAUGAAUUAUUCCUCCUGAGGAGGUUCCACAAAAAGGGGAUCAGCGAGGAGCUUAAAGAAUUUAGAAACAAGAAGUACCUCUCGUGUGAAAAGCUAUUCAUGUCAACAGGAGGAAUCUGUAGAACCCCCCUGAACGUGGCCUACAUAAGAUACAAAAUAGCGAUGAUGAAAUCUAUGCUGAGGAGUAGCCGAAGGUGCAUUCAGGAGAAGAAAUUUAAGAAGGGGCUAAAAAUUUGCAUAAAGAAUGGAGAGUAUAUCAAAAACUUCGUCAGCAGUUACUGCGUGUUGAGGAGGAGGGCCCUAAGUGGGGACUCCUCUCCGUCGUUCCCGCCGUCCCCUCCCUCCUCGGCGAGAUUUCCAGAAGAGCAACAGCAGCAACGACAGCAACGACAGGAGCCCCCCUACCAGUACGCCGACUUCUGCCUAAACGUAGACCACGCAUACAUCACCAUGGAUGAGUUAAAAAACAUUUUAAAAACGAACGUGCGGAAUGUAAUCAUCUGUAAAGUGUUUAUCCUCAUGAAGGAGUAUAAGAGGUACAAAUACAUCGAAAACUCGUCGCUCAUUUUGGUUCUUCAGUCGGUCCUCUGUCGGGUUGUGACGAGCUACACCCUGUUGAGAAAAAUUUUGAAGAAAUUCAUCCUGCUGCUCUUCCUGCGGGGCUGUCUCAGUUGUGUAGAAUCCCUCUGCACCUUUCUCUUCCUGAUGUAUCCGAAGGAACGGACCCACCCGCUCUUCGCCAAGGUGUUUUCCCUCUGCAGGAACUCCUUCUUGGCCUACUCCUCCUGCUACAAGAGCAACAAAUACGCCAUGAUUAAUAAUUACCACUUCAACUUCGAGCAGUGCGUGGAGUUUUUCUCUCCGGAGUGGGGCUACUACAUCUACACCACCAGCAACUUUAACAUCUUCUCCUCUAGCGUCAAGUUCAACGGGUUCUUGAAAAGGGCCGUCGACUUCGCCACGCGGCGGGGGGAGGGGCAGCUGGAGCGGCAGGCCAUAUGCGACGUGGGCAGCUCUGCGGAUAGCCCUGAUGAUAGCCCUGCGGAUAUCCCUGCGGAUAUCCCUGAGGGUAUCCCUGAGGGUGGCCCCGCCUGUGGCGACCCCACCCAGCUGCCGGAGGACGCCCCCCCGAGUGAACCCACAAAGGAGAGCAAACUCGCAACAGUAGAUGCGUGCACCGAUCUAGACAGAAGCAACAAAAAAGAACCCAAGAGAAACGAUUUAUACAUCUACCUGACCAACUACGAAAAGAAAAAAAGGAGCUACUACAUCAUCGAUGACAAUAUGAGGCGCAUCGAAUUCUCUAGAAAAGAAACCAACCACAAUUUGGAGACCUUCCUUCAGAUGGGGAACCCAACUGAGACCUCCACCGAACAGAGCAAGAGGGAUCAACUGGAUCGCCUCAUGAGCAAAGUGAACCGUGAUGUGUAUUUAAAUUCCUCCGGCUCCUCCUGCAUGAAUGCCGCAUUUUUCGGCCACUGCCCCCACUGCAAGCAUGCCUUUAACUCCUUCUCGCGGUCUUGCAAAGUGUGCCAGCGGUACGUGCACGUCUGCUACUACCUCCUCAUCCACUGCACCUACAAGUACCACUGCGAGCUGUGCGACGCGACUUACUCGGAGAAGUGCCUGGAGAAGUUCUCAAAAGGAUUCACCUGCUUCUACUGCGGUUUGUUUUUCAUCCGCAAGUGA
This is a messenger RNA of Plasmodium vivax (malaria parasite P. vivax), 4725 nucleotides long. RefSeq lists its product as hypothetical. Bases 1 to 4725 code for a protein of 1574 amino acids. The record is from RefSeq and is a predicted model, not a curated record. The transcript has 3 exons. NCBI's taxonomy places the organism in Eukaryota, Apicomplexa, Aconoidasida, Haemosporida, Plasmodiidae.